Messenger RNA from Notodromas monacha, 3893 nucleotides. The record is from the annotation of a GenBank genome assembly. NCBI's taxonomy places the organism in Eukaryota, Metazoa, Arthropoda, Ostracoda, Podocopida, Cyprididae.
UUUUUCCAUCUUUUCAAGGAAAAAGAGCGGACCUUGAAAAAGUCACUCCACCCACCGGAUGGGUUCCGCUCAUUUUUGGGAAGCGUUUCAGUCCAGGAUCAGUCGGUGGACGGCGCCUGCAGAAUUUCUGUCCUGUGCUGGAUGAGAAUGUCAGGACAAAGCGAGUGAUGAGGUUGUGUUCAAUUCCUUCCCUGUCGAACUUGACCUGACCCUGAAGUAACUGAUGCAUAUCUGUGCGUGUGUUAUUGCUCCAUUGUUUUCUGUCGAAAUCUGAUCGGUCUGGGUGCCAACAGUUUGAGUGACGCAAAAUGGGCGAAUGGGUGGAAACGAUCCGAGGUGUAGAGGUGCGGUUCCCAUUCAAGCCCUACGACCUACAAGUUGACUAUAUGGGGAAGGUCAUUGAAGCGCUCCAAUUGCGUGAGCAUGCCGCGUUGGAAAGUCCUACGGGAACGGGAAAAACUCUUAGUCUCCUCUGUUCAUCACUUGCCUGGCUUGAACAAGAUCGUGCGAGAGCGAUGGCUAACGCUAGCUUAUUACCGGAACGUGUGACCGAGAAUACUGAUUCGAUACAGUCCCGAGGGGGAUUUGGAAACCGUCGCAUAUAUUAUGGAUCCCGCACGCAUACACAGUUGACCCAGGGAAUAUCAGAACUCAAGAGAACAGCAUACAAUCACGUAUCUGCUGUGGUUUUAGCUUCAAGAGAACAUUAUUGCAUUCAUGAAGAAGUCUCGAAACUUUCCGACCAUCGUUUGCAAAACAUAGCGUGUGCUGAAAAAGUGAAAAAUCACCUAUGUUAUUAUCGCUCAAACCUGGACAAGGACAUUCCCUCCAAAGAAGCUCUGAAUGGUGUGAUGGACAUUGAAGACUUGGUCACGUUUGGGAAGAAAUCCAAAGUUUGUCCGUAUUAUCUUUCGAAAGAUCUUGCGCAGAAAUCCAGCAUUGUGUUCACUCCAUACAACUACCUUUUAAAUGUGAGCAAUGUGAAAGACAGUUCAGAAUUAGCUCACAGCGUUGUGAUCAUCGAUGAGGCACACAAUACGGAGCAAGUUUGCGAGGAAUACGCAUCGCGAGAAAUAAAGCUCUCUGACGUGGCACUUUGUCUCGACGAAGUGAAUCAAGUUCUGGAAAAUUACGAGGGCUAUGAGCAAGCAGUUGCGCUCAAUCCAGUCAUGAGUGGCGAUGCUGCGUCGACGUUUACAAAAGAGGAUUUGUUGAUUCUCAAGCAGUCAUUCGCGGAAAUAGAAGAGGGCCUCAUCGGCAUUUCGGUUUCUACUGAAGGCUCAACCCUGCCAAACAACGAAGUUUUCAAGAUUCUAGAAAAAGGAAAAAUCACUGCUGAAAAGUAUAAAAUUUUUCAGAAGUUCUGCGUUGAUUUACGCGGAUUUCUUUCGAGCACUGCUGGAAUGAAUAUGUUUAAACGACAUGGGAAUGGCGUUGAAAAAUUCGCUGAUUUCAUCGAAGGUGUGUUCGCUUCGGCAGCCGAUGGAGGUGAACAGUUUUUCAGGAGUUUUAUCAAGUCGGAACAAAUGAAGGGAUUUUCCGCAAAUAUUCUGAAGAAUGCCGCAGAUAAAAUUUUGAACGUUUGGUGCUUUUCGCCGAGCUUCACGAUGAAACUGUUGUUAAAGCGUGAUAUCCACUGCGUCAUUCUCACAUCGGGAACGCUGGCCCCGCUGUCGGGUUUUGCUGCCCAAAUGCGGAUUCCGCUUCCCAUCCGGAUCGAAAACCCUCAUAUUAUAGAAGACUCGCAGGUCUUUGUCGGCAUCGUGAAAGAGGGUCCGGGAGCAGUGGGAUUCAACUCCUCUUUCAAAACCAGAGAUAAUCCCGCGUACAAAAGAGCUCUGGGCUUGCUAAUCUUGAACGUAGCAAGAAAUGCGAAUGGAGGUGUCCUGGUGUUUUUCCCGUCGUACUUCUUGAUGGACUCCUGUCGUAAAGCUUGGGAAGAAAAUGGAAUGUGGAAAGCAAUGACAGCAGUGAAGCGGGUGUACAUGGAAACUCGGAUGCGGUCGGAUUUUACGACAACAAUGAACGGUUACUACGAGGAUAUCCGUGAGAGAAAUGGAGCAAUUUUUUUGGCUGUGUGUCGCGGGAAAGUAUCCGAGGGUUUGGACUUCGCCGAUGCAAAUGGACGAGCAGUAAUUAUCACAGGAAUUCCAUAUCCUAAUUGGCAAGACUCCAAAGUCAAACUGAAACAAAAAUUCCUUGAUGACAUGCACUCGAGUUCAAGUGACGAACAUGGAUUGACAGGACGUGAAUGGUAUUCUCAGGAAGCUUCUCGUGCUGUCAACCAGGCGAUUGGGCGAGUAAUCCGUCAUGCCAACGAUUAUGGAGCUAUUAUCUUGGCGGACUGUCGAUUUGCUGACCCAAAUUUCAUAAAGAAUCUCUCUUCCUGGGUUCGACCGCGGAUCAAAGUUUGCAAUGACUUCGGAUCGGCGAUAUCGGGCAUUGUUAAGUUUUUCAAAGCGGCAGAAUCGAAUCCCCGGCUGAAGAAAACAACGGAAAGGGCAUACGCUCCUCCACCGGAACGAACGAUUCCCACAGUCAAUUCCGCGUUGAUGCCGGACAUGCCGACAAAAAUGGUGUCCAAACGUUCACUUUCGGAAAUCACUACGCGGCCCAGUCAUUUUGGAUAUUCCUCAAGGGGAAACAUGGCUGCUGUCGCCCGCGUUCUUGCAUCGGGAACUCCAGAUCGGAAGUUACUUGUUGACAAUAUUUCAGAUCAAGGACAAAAGAAGUUGAAGCUUGUUCCGAAUGCAGAACAGGCCGCGGAUGAUCUGAAACGGGAUGAGGAUGAGAAACGAUUGGUCGCAUCGACGAAUUAUUUGAGACGGCUAAGAACCGAACUUGUGAUUGAAGACUACAAAGCUAUUGCCCUUGCCAUGCGGAAUUUCAAAGAAAAUAAACGUUUGGAUGAUCUUGUGGACGCUUUCGACUCCAUUCUUCUUGUGAAGUAUAACCUUCCAUCGUUGUUCAUGGACCUCAAAAUAUUCCUCGGCGAGAAGGAGCAGAUAAGCUUUGAACAAUUCGCGCGGGAACGCGUUGGACCCUCUGUUGUGAAAUCGGGAAUGGGGCUGAGAAGUGGUACCUUUUUUUCUUUGUCGAAAAUGAGUUACCAGAGUCCGCAUACUGCGCGCGGCCUUUCCGUCGGUGAAUAUUCAGAAGAUGGAGUCAACAGAUCGCUAUCACGUUCAGCCAGCGAUGCUGGAGGAAAUUUAGACAAGUCUAAUGGUCCCGAGGACGGGAGUUCCGUAGACGUUCCUGAUGCGAAUAAAGGAGAUCUUGAGAAAACUCGCCAGAUCAUCCGUAACCUGGAGGACAAGUUCGAAAAAAUCAUGGCGAAAUUGGCUCAGGAACAGAAAGAUAAAGAAGAAAAUGUCCAAGAUUAUUUGCAAGCGCUCGUGUCUGUCACCGACAAGCACCAGCAAGAAGGCUUGAAAGCCAUGUUUGAGAAGCGGAACAAUAAAACUUCGCAAACUAUUUGGCAUUUGCAACGCAAACUCGAUUCGUAUCAGAAACGAAUUCAGGAAUUGAGAAAUAAUGGUGCUCCUGCGAAAGCCCCCGGUCCUAGACAACCAAAAGAAGUUCUGCGUGAUGUUUCCUCUGGCCUGAGAACCGUCAUGUCGAAACCAAGAGAAUUUGCACACUUGAUCCGCAACAAGUUUGGAAGUGCGGACAAUAUCACUUCUAUGCAGCAAAGUAGAACGAUGAAAGCCCGAGCUCGGAGGGGAAAGAAAGACACGGAAGUUCCACGUUGCCUGCACGAUUACAUCCUCCACGUGAGGGUGGUGGACAGAAUGCAGCCGGUGACCGAGAAGACUGGAGGGGUAAAACAGUUUUCCGAAUUUUUUGGGAAAUUACGAACAUGUCAGGUGCACGAGGACGUGGAACAUAAGUGA